AUGAGCUUUACAAACAGAUUGAGGGAGUCUCACAGGCGGUAUCGAUCAGAAGAGGAUAUUUUGAAAGAUGAACAUCUCCGCAAAUUAAGCCUAUUACUCGAUGUUAAGUCUAUUAACAUUGAUGAGAGCUCUACUCAACUUAAACUUGUCAAAGAAAUAAAUAAAAACUGGAGAAAUAACUUCAUAGAAGAUGCUACUAAAAUCUUGAAACUUAAGAGAAGAAAAAAGUGCGAGAAGGACCUUAUUAAGAAAUUAUCAAUAAAAAAUUCCAAAAUUCAAGACAAAAUUGACCAGACUCUUGAAGAAAUCAAAGAAGUGGAAGCAAACACCUCCUUAUUGAAUUACAAGCUCAAAAUGGCAGAGCUCAAGAAAACCAGAACUGUUAAGGCCAGAACACCAGUCACCAAAGAUGACCGUUUUGAAAAACAAAUGACUAAAAUUUAUAAGAGGUGCAUGACAGUCAGAGGCAACGAAUAUUUUUACAAAAAUUAA
This is a messenger RNA of Moneuplotes crassus, 492 nucleotides long. NCBI's taxonomy places the organism in Eukaryota, Ciliophora, Spirotrichea, Euplotida, Euplotidae. The record is from the annotation of a GenBank genome assembly.